Messenger RNA from Fonsecaea nubica, 2844 nucleotides. RefSeq lists its product as hypothetical. NCBI's taxonomy places the organism in Eukaryota, Fungi, Ascomycota, Eurotiomycetes, Chaetothyriales, Herpotrichiellaceae. Gene Ontology annotation, biological process: DNA-templated transcription. Gene Ontology annotation, molecular function: zinc ion binding; DNA binding; lyase activity. The transcript has 4 exons. The coding region runs from base 1 to 2844 and encodes 947 amino acids. The record is from RefSeq and is a predicted model, not a curated record.
AUGGCCUCUAUCUCUGCCACCUCAGUACCACCUUCCGGGAUUUGGUGCCCCGCUGUGACAUUCUUCAAUCCUGUCACCGAGGACCUCGAUCUUGAAGCGCAGUCCAAGUAUUACAAGUACCUGAGUACGACCGGUCUCGCCGGCCUUGUCAUUCUCGGCACGAAUGCCGAAGCCUUUCUCUUGACGAGAGAAGAACGAUUCCAGCUCAUCCAAACAGCGCGGGCGGCGACCGGUCCGAACUUUCCCAUCAUGGCCGGUGUGGGAUCCCACUCAACGCGUCAGGUAUUGCAGUUGAUAGACGACGCAGCUCAAGCCGGAGCCAACUAUGCCCUGCUUCUUCCUGCCGCCUACUUCGGAAAAGCCACCACGCCAGCGGUUAUUGUGGACUUUUACGACCAAGUUGCUCGAGGGUCUCUUCUGCCUAUUGUUAUGUACAAUUUCCCGGGAGUUUGCAAUGGCGUAGAUCUGGACUCGGAGCUGAUCACCCAAAUCGUCAAGCGGAAUCCGGGAAAGAUCGUGGGCGUCAAAUUGACCUGUGGCAGCGUAGCCAAAAUCGUUCGCCUGGUAGCGAGUCUCCCUUCUUGCGACUUUGCCACGUUCGGUGGCCAGUCGGAUUUCUUACUCGGUGGUCUUGCCGUCGGCUCGAGUGGGUGUAUCGCAGCGUUUGCGAAUGUGUUUCCCAAAACCAUUUGUCGGAUCCAUCAGCUCUACAGUCACGGCCGGAUUCGUGAAGCUCUGAAGCUACACCAGAGGGCGGCUUUGGCGGAAAGCCCAAUCAAGUCCGGGAUCGCGGCCACCAAAUACGCCGUGGCGACAUACUCGGCGCCGGCGGCUGGGAUCACGGACUGUGAAGGAAAGCUCUUGCCUCGACGCCCGUACCAAAAACCCAGCGAAGAUGUCAAAGCUGGAAUCAGUCAGCUGGAGGAGGAGAAUGCGAGAUUGAAAGCAGCAGUCCGCCGGCAUGCGGCCGCUGGCGACACAACCAGCAACAACGUCCCUCCGUCCAAACCGAUCGCGCCCACGCAGAAUCACGACCACGAGCAGCAACACGAGUUGGAAAGCCCCAGCAAUGCCGACGUGGUGAUAUCGAAUCCAUUGGUCGAGGAUCGUGCCUGGUUUGUGCAUGAUUCCACCUCGUCGCAGGCAGCCUAUGUCGGGGAGGCAUCAUGCACUGCGUUCGGCACCCGUUUGUACCAGUACCUCGACCGUAACACCUCUCCUUCGCCCAUUCCGCGGGCGCGCCUGGUGGGGGACGAAGUGCUCUCACAGAACAUUUUCACCGAAUACGCGCUUCCCCCGCGUGCUCAUGCCGUGUUCCUCAUCCGUGUGGCCAUUCGUCUCGUGGGUUUGGACUAUCACUUGAUGAUGAGGAAGCAAAUCCUGGAACAGCUCAACCAACUCUAUGUCGGUCGGCUCACCAUCGAGCAGGAUCCCCUUCUGGCAUGCCGUAUCUUUACCAUUUUCGCCCUGGGGGAGCUGUACACCAAUAAAGCGAAAGAGAGCCAAAAGGUUCAAGGCGCGCCAAACGUGCCGGGUCUGUGGUUCUUUGUCCGUGCCAUGAGUCUCUUUCAAGAGAUUCGGGAGGAAGCCACCGUGUCCUACAUCGAAGCCCUGCUCCUCAUCUCCAUCUACUCGCUAGCCUUGAACAGAGCCAAUUCGGCAUACGUCUACGCUGGGACCGCGCUGCGGUUGAGUCUUACGCUGGGCCUCCAUCACAACGUCCCUCCAAAUCAAAUGUUCAGCCCGAUCGAGCGAGAACGCCGCAUCCGCGUCUGGUGGACGGUCUACAUCUUUGACCGCAACUGGAGUUCCAAAUUGGGCCAUCCCAUCAUGAUACGAGACGACGACAUUGAUGUGGCCAUGCCAUCCAUGAAGGGUCUCAGCGCUGCAGAAAUGGCCGAGUUCUCCGAGCCCGAGCACCUGAUCGCCAAUGUGCAUCUAGCGAGGAUCACGGGAGAUAUUAUGAACCACAUCUACAACAAAAAUUGCCGUCGCCAGGUCUUCGUGCAAAGCGUGCAAAAGAUCUUACGCCGAUUGAGGUCAUGGGCGGAAACCCUCCCCGAGGUAAUUCGGCUGCAGCAGGACCCAACUCGCAGGUACACGGCCAGACAUGUGGCGUCCCUUCAUCUCUGUUUCAAUCAGCUCCAUUCCAGUUUCGAGGGACUCAACGGUGAGCCACCACCACCACCUAUAUCGACCAUCACCACCGCUCUCGCCGAGGCGUGUGUCCAUGCUGCGCGAAGCUCGAAUCAGAUUCUCGACCAGCUUUGGGUCGAUGGCUCGCUUGCCACAUUCGGGUUUUUCGACGCGCAAUACCUGUUUUCGUCGACCCUGGUCCUGCUCAUUGAAACACUGUUGCGGCCCGACACGUCUGAUUCCGAGGCUGUGAGCACGGCUAUUUAUCUGUUGAAAACCAUCUCAGAGGAGGGCAAUCUACCGGCCUACAGAUACUACGGCCACCUCAUGCAACUGCAAACAAUAAUAACCGCCUUUCAGACAAAAAGCUUGCGACAAUCGGGAGAAGGUCUGGAUCUGAUGCAGGACGGAGGCGGACUGGAAACAGAUGUCGCAGUCGAGUCUCUCCCGACCGCGUUGCCAGCACCCUUGGGGGACGGCCUGUGUCAGGAUGCCAACGCAACUUCAAACGCAUUGAUUACCGGGUCUGCGCUCGACGAUCCCUUCCUCCAGAAUUUUCUCGCUUAUUCGGAUUUACAAUGGCCGGCAACAAUUGAAGGUCUCGGGGCGAUUGGCAGUAGUGCCAUCUCACCUCCACAAUGGGUUUUGGAAUGGGAUACGCAGAACCAGGACUUGUACGGAAAUGAACCACUGACCAGAGACGAUUGA